AUGACGGAUGAUACCCAUAUGAACCGCGAUGAUCUCUUCGAAACGGUCAGAGACGGAGAUCUUGCGGAGGCCAAAAAAGCUUUAGCAAGUGCAGAAAUGUCAUGGCGACAUUCCGCUCUUGGACAAAAUUUUCUCUUCUUUGUCGCGGCGCGACGCCGUCGAGGCUGCGAAGAACUGGCAAAGCAGUGCAUAGCCAUGGGGAUUAAUCUGGAAGAGGUUGACCUGAAUGGUCAGACGCCUCUCUUUUGGGCUGCGAAGCGGGGCAACAUCGUCAUGGUCAAAUUUCUGCUCAAUCUCGGCUUCACGGUUAACUUUCGAGACAAGGCCAGGAAGACGGCGCUCUUCUUCGCCAUCGAGAACGGUCACCUGGACGUGGCCGACUACCUCAUCGAACGGUCCGCGUCGACACUGGUUCGGGCCAGCACUGGUAAAACUCCCCACGCGAUGCUCAAAGAGAAGAAUCACAAGGCACCUGCAAGAAAACGAAAAUGGGCAGAACCAAGCCCCAGUUUGGUAUGUCCUGGCGCAGAAACUCGCAGCCGUUUUGCCCAGUGGGAAUGGGCCGGCACCCAGGACGAGUCCGAACCGAUGGUGGGUAAAGAAGAGGAGAAUGUGCUCGUGGAAGAUUCGCGGUACUACAUUUGUGCAUCCGUAAAAGGAUGCUCGAAACGCCUCCGGCGGUCCGAACGGGAGUUCGUGGGAGAUCACGCGCAUAUUCAUCAACAGGAGACGUGGUACCGUGAAUUGACCCCUCAGAAAGCCGAAGAACUGGUGAACUGCCACGUGCCUGACGAAGAAGUGCACGAGAAGCUCAUUGACGAGUUGGCCGCAGGAGCACGACCUCGU
Messenger RNA from Symbiodinium necroappetens, 846 nucleotides. NCBI's taxonomy places the organism in Eukaryota, Dinophyceae, Suessiales, Symbiodiniaceae. The record is from the annotation of a GenBank genome assembly.